Molecule: messenger RNA, 1804 nt
Organism: Ricinus communis (castor bean)
Lineage: Eukaryota; Viridiplantae; Streptophyta; Magnoliopsida; Malpighiales; Euphorbiaceae
Product: phosphoenolpyruvate/phosphate translocator 2, chloroplastic
Exons: 9
Coding region: 479-1699 (406 amino acids)
Biological process (GO): transmembrane transport
Cellular component (GO): membrane; Golgi apparatus
Molecular function (GO): antiporter activity
Source: RefSeq, a predicted model, not a curated record
UCACUAUUAAAUUUCUUCUUAGAUCUUUUAGCUUUUAGUACCACCAACCCCUUGACAGUAACAGCAAACUCAUCACUAUAUAUUAUCCCCAAAUCCACAUACAGUUGUUUGAUUGGUCCCCCAGAAAAUGCGAUUCACUGAUUAAACGAUGUUCUUUCUCCUUAACUAAGGAGAGAAAUGGGACUCGAGCUUGAAUCUUCCUGUAAUCUGCACCUGGAUUAAGAGGCAACGUUUUCUACAUUUACCAGAAAAUUGACAUCGCGACUUGAACGCAUUUUUCGGAAUAGUGAAAAACUAGAAUUGAGACAUCGAACUGUUAAAUCAUUGGUUAGUUGGAUUAACAAUUAGCUUUGUAGAGCUUUCUAAAGAACACAAAAACAAGACAUGUUUUGUACCAUUCAUGCAACGUUUAAAGAAAUAAAGGAAAGAACAAAAGAUCUCCUGCUCUGGCUUUCUCUCUGUUACUUCCAUCCCCAAAAUGCAUACAGCAUUAGUUCUGUCUCUUUCAACCCCACUUCUCAAACCACAGAAAUCUCUUUAUGCAAAUUCCAAACCCAGACCAACUUCUUUUAGACCUCUCCAGAUUCAUUCCAGUUGCUACAAUGGCAUUCCGUGUAGAAAUGCCUAUUUGCAUUCAUAUCGAUGCUUCAAGACCCAAGAUCCCACUUCAUUCUUCUGUUCAUAUUAUAAUAAUAAUCGUAGUUUCAAGGUCUAUGCUGCCUCGGUUCCUGAAAGCACAAGUCAGAAUGAAACAAGUGAUUUGGCUCGGAUUAUUCAGCUAGCUGCUAUGUUUGGAAUUUGGUAUCUUCUAAACAUCUACUACAACAUUUUUAAUAAACAGGUUCUUAAGGUAUAUCCAUUUCCAGCAACAGUUACUGCUUUCCAAUGUGGCUGUGGAACUUUGAUGAUUAUUAUAACGUGGGCAUUAAAUCUUUACCAUAAACCUAAGCUGACUCGUUCUCAGUUUACAGCAAUCCUGCCAUUGGCUGUAGCACACACCAUGGGCAACCUUUUGACUAAUAUUAGUCUAGGAAAAGUUGCUGUUUCAUUCACGCAUACAAUCAAAGCUAUGGAACCCUUCUUCACUGUCUUAUUUGCUUCCUUGUUUCUUGGCGAGAGGCCAUCUUUCUGGGUGCUUUCUUCCCUAGUACCAAUAGUAGGUGGAGUGGCAUUGGCAUCAUUCACUGAGUCCUCUUUUAAUUUGACUGGAUUCUGCAGUGCUAUGGCUUCCAAUGUAACUAACCAAUCUCGAAAUGUACUUAGCAAAAAGUUCAUGGUUAGCAAAGAGGAAGCUUUGGACAACGUCAAUCUGUUCUCAGUGAUAACCAUCAUUUCUUUUAUCCUGUUAGCUCCCACAGCUGUUGUGAUGGAAGGCAUCAAGUUCACUCCUUCAUAUCUCCAGUCUGCUGCAAACCAUGGUUUGAAUGUCAGAGAGCUAUGUGUAAGAGCUCUUAUAGCUGGUUUCUGCUUCCAUUCUUAUCAACAAGUCUCUUAUUUGAUACUACAGAUGGUAAAUCCAGUUUCUCAUGCAGUGGGAAAUAGUGUGAAGCGUGUGGUAGUGAUAGUCUCCUCUGUCAUCUUCUUCCAAAUACCUAUAUCACCUGUUAACUCACUUGGAACAGCAAUAGCUCUUGCUGGAGUAUUCUUAUAUUCAAGAGCAAAGAGGAAAACGCCACCACCAAUGCCAAAGGCUUCAUAAUGAAUUGUGCCAUAACAAAAUUGUUGUCUGAAUGUUUUUCUUCUUCUUUUUUUACCAUCAAAAAAAAGAAAGCAAAAUAUAUAUCAUACAUCGGUCUUCCUUUCA